Messenger RNA from Leptidea sinapis, 1363 nucleotides. RefSeq names its product aminoacylase-1-like. Gene Ontology annotation, molecular function: aminoacylase activity. The record is from RefSeq and is a predicted model, not a curated record. NCBI's taxonomy places the organism in Eukaryota, Metazoa, Arthropoda, Insecta, Lepidoptera, Pieridae. Gene Ontology annotation, biological process: amino acid metabolic process. Bases 316 to 1332 code for a protein of 338 amino acids. Gene Ontology annotation, cellular component: cytoplasm. The transcript has 9 exons.
CGCCGCGGCGAUGGCGCUUGCCUUGCGGUAUUCAGCCGACUGAAGACUUUACCGCUAGUUUGCUAGUGUUGGUCACUCAUGGGGUACAUAGAUGGUUUCGAUCGUAGAUACACAGUUACAAUGGGGUCACAACCUUGAAUAUUAGUUAACGAUGAAUAUAAGUGUUUUCCAAGGGCUAGCUUCAGAUAAUAAAAUAUCAGUUAUAAUAAGAAGAUUGUUAAAGACGAGUGCAUUACAUAUCUGCGCGGUCAGGCCGAGGGUCUCGGCUUGCCGGUGCAGGUGUUUGAGCCGCUGCCUCGGAAACCGAUCCUGGUCAUGACAUGGGAAGGACAAGAACCCAAUCUUCCUAGUAUACUGCUUAACUCACAUAUGGAUGUCGUGCCCGUUUUUGAGAAAAGUUGGAACUACCCUCCAUUCGAGGCGCGUAUCGUGGACGGCGUCAUCUACGCCAGAGGAGUUCAGGAUAUGAAGUCAGUAGCAGUACAAUACAUAGAGGCCAUACGACGACUGAAGACAAAAGGAGUCACAUUCAAACGAACCAUUCAUUUGAGUUUCGUCCCGGAUGAAGAAAUUGGCGGUAGAAACGGCAUGGCUAAGUUUGUUAAGACCGAGCAUUUCAAAAAGUUGAACGUUGGUUUCGCUUUGGACGAGGGUCUGGCGAGCCCAAAUGAGGAUUACCUGGUCUUUAAUAGUGAAAGGAGUAUUUGGCACAUAAAUGUAAAUUGUCCCGGGAAGUCUGGCCACGGAUCUUUGUUGCUCCCGGAUAAUUGCGGAGAGAAGAUCCGUUACAUAAUUGACAAGUUUAUGGACCUACGCCGAGAAUCUCAGAAGAAAUUAGAAGAUAACCCAGAGCUGACUAUUGGUGACGUCACAACUAUUAAUUUAACUAUGCUUAAGGGUGGUAUUCAAAACAAUGUGAUACCUGAGAAAAUGACGGCAAGUUUCGAUAUUCGGUUGGCCUUAUCGGUAAAUUUUGAAGAUUUCGAAAAUAUGAUUAAAAAUUGGUGUAAGGAAGCCGGAGCUAAUGUGACAUACGACUUUGAUCAAAAGGAUGCUUAUGUAGACCCAACACCGGUGGAUAAUACAAACCAAUACUGGCACGCUUUUAAGAGUGCUGUUGACAAACUCAAAAUUAAAUUGAAACUUCGCACAUUUCCCGGCGGAACCGACUCUCGUUUCAUCAGAGAAGAAGGCACGAAGGCUCUUUGCUUCUCACCGUUGCGAAACACGGUACCAGGACUACAUGAGCACAACGAAAGCCUAGCCGUAUCUGUGUUCCUUGAAGGCAUUAAAACCUACGAGGAAAUAAUCCCGGCAAUAGCGAAUGUUUGAUUCAACAAAGUUUAAUAAAAGCUGCUAUCAA